AUGAUAACGGUUCCUCAUACUCCUCCCCAUACUCCUCCACCAAGUAACUUCUUUCUGUGUUCCACUUGUGGAAGACAAUUCAAAAGUUCGCGAGGCUUAACACAACACACUAGGGUAAUUAAAAAAUAUAAUCAACGCCAAGGUCUUGAUGAUGUGCCUGCUAAUACAAUUUCCGAAUUUAAAGAAAUUUUGGUGAUGGAGAUACACAAAAAAUUGGUUUUAAAUUUUAGGUCUAUGGGAAAGAAGUUGGUAUCUAUACCAUGUCCUGAAAGUAUUUUUUUUUCCAUUUUUUCCGGGCAUAUUCAUUAUUAUUCUAAAGCAAAAGGAAAUUACAAAUGUAUCUUUCAUGGUGAUAGUGCAUAUCAAAUUUUAAGUGAAAUUUUGAAUUCUGAUCAAUGGGGAAAAAAAGGUUAUUCGCAAAAACAAGAAACGUAUGUUGUAUGUUUGAAUCCUACUCCGUGGAAUUCUAAUUCACAUGAUCAAUCAGAAGAAAUAGAUCCUCUUGAGCAAUUGAUUCAUCAACAAUCUAAAAAUUACAAGAAAACUAGACGGCCAAAAUUUUCGCAUGGAGAAAUUUUAGUGGAAUGGAAAAAACGUGUAUCAAGAGAAAUUAACGGAAAUUUAUGUACAGCAGGAGUAAAAAAAAAAAUAAAUAAAAAAUUGAAAUUGGUAAACACGUUAUAUAUUAAUUAA
Messenger RNA from Rhizophagus irregularis DAOM 181602=DAOM 197198, 693 nucleotides. NCBI's taxonomy places the organism in Eukaryota, Fungi, Glomeromycota, Glomeromycetes, Glomerales, Glomeraceae. The record is from RefSeq and is a predicted model, not a curated record.